AUGGAUCGAUUAUUCCUUGUCGAGGGCCCUUUGUCGCCUUACCUCUUUAUUUUUUGUACGGAAGUGCUUAUCACACAUUUUCGGACAGCAGAACGGCUGACACUUCUUACUGAGAUCAAGGUUUCGACUGCUAGUCCCGCCAUUUCCCAUCUCUUAUUUGUGGAUGACAGUCUCUUUUUCUGUCGGGCCACGAAGGAGCAAUGUGAGGUGGUAUUAGGGAUCCUUCAUAGGUAUGAAUGGGUUCCUGGCCAACAAAUCUAUUUUCAGAAGUCCUCGGUCCAGUUUGGCCACACGGUGCAUAAUAGGCUCAGGGAAGAGUUAAAAGGGGUUCUGGGGAUCAUAACUGUGGGUGGUAUGGCAUCUUACUUAGUUAUCCCGGAAAGUCUGGGAGAGGCUAAGACGAAAAUCAUUUCUUUCGUUCAGGACAGAUUGCAAGCAUGGGCAAGUGGGUGGCCGGCUAGGCUUUUAUCAAAAGGUGGUAAGGAGGUUAUGAUCAAGUUCGUUGCUACGUCUGUUCCUACUUUUGUGAUGUCGUGUUUCCGACUACAUAACAUGGUUACUAGGAAGUUGGCUAGUGCAAUUUCUAAUUUUUGGUGGAGCUCAUCUGGACAAACACGAGGGCUACACUAG
This is a messenger RNA of Camelina sativa (false flax), 630 nucleotides long. NCBI's taxonomy places the organism in Eukaryota, Viridiplantae, Streptophyta, Magnoliopsida, Brassicales, Brassicaceae. The record is from RefSeq and is a predicted model, not a curated record.